Leptomonas pyrrhocoris is the source of this 2191-nucleotide messenger RNA. RefSeq names its product putative nucleolar RNA helicase II. The record is from RefSeq and is a predicted model, not a curated record. Gene Ontology annotation, molecular function: RNA binding; ATP binding; RNA helicase activity. The transcript has a single exon. Lineage: Eukaryota; Euglenozoa; Kinetoplastea; Trypanosomatida; Trypanosomatidae. The coding region runs from base 158 to 2191 and encodes 677 amino acids.
AGAAAGAAAUAACAACGUGAUAUAAGAGGCGUUGUAGUAACAAUAUAUUUUCUUUUCGCUUUCAAAAAUAUUCACGUGCGUUGCUUCAUACAGUGCUCCAGUACGCACACACACGCACAAGCAUUUCCUUCUAGAUUCACACUUUUCUCCUUCCAUUAUGCCGCGUCGCACUCGCGAGGAGUCGAAGGAGGCCAAGCCGGCCCGUGACACGAAGACUGCGGACAGCAGCGAUGACGACGAUGCGCCGGUGAAGGUUGCGAAGGCGGCAGCGACGGCGCACCACGACGAGAAACACACCGCCGUCGCGAAGCGGACGCGGACCGAGGAAAAGCCGGCCGCCGACGGUGCGGUGGCGGCGGCGAAGGAGGAAGAGGUGCCGAACAACGGCUGCGCCGCUACGGCACGUCCCUUCUCGGAGUUUGACAUGAACCCCCAGGUCAUCAAGGCCCUGCAGGCACGCGGUAUCGAGGCGCUCUUCCCAGUGCAGGCGCUCACCUUCGAUGCGAUCAUGAAGCAGACAGACGUCCUCGUGCAGGCACGCACCGGCAGCGGCAAGACCCUCGCGUUCGGUAUCCCCAUCGUGGAGCGUCUGCUGAAGCUGGAGGGCCACCUCACCCGCGGCCGCGGCCCCGCCGCCGUCAUCUUCUGCCCGACGCGCGAGUUGGCCAUUCAGGUGCAGGAUGUGCUGCACGGCAUCAGCUGCGGCCUCAUCGUCGCGGCGCUCUAUGGUGGCGUCGCCUACGCCAAUCAGGAGCACGUCCUGCGCAGCGGCGUCGACAUCAUCGUCGCUACGCCGGGCCGGGCGAAGGACUUCCUCGAGAAGGGCACCUUGCACUUCGACCGCGUCGUGAUGGCCUGCCUGGACGAGGCAGAUCACAUGCUCGACAUCGGCUUCAAAGACGACAUUGAGCUGCUGCUGUCUCAGGUGGCGGAGCAGAACGGCUCGGUCGCCGCGGAGAAGCCGGUGCACCAGACGCUGCUCUUCUCGGCCACGGUGCCCGAGUGGGUCCACUCCAGUUCCCUCAUCGGCAAGAACAAGCAGUUCAUCGACAUGGUCGGCAAGGAGGCGGUGCGCACCGCUAGUACAAUCCGCUUCUACCGCCGUAAGUGCAACUUCAACGAAAUCUCCUCCAUGCUGGCGGACCUCAUCAAGGUGUACAGCGGAGCCCACGGCCGCACCCUCGUUUUCACGAACACCAAGAAGGACUGCCACGACCUGUCCAUCAACAACACCAAGUUGGACUCGCAGUCGCUGCACGGCGACAUGCAGCAGGAGCAGCGCGAGAGCACCAUGAAGAGCUUCCGCGACAACAAGUUUAGCGUGCUGAUCGCGACGGACGUGGCGGCGCGUGGUCUUGACCUGCCCAUGGUCGACCUCGUCAUUCAGUGCGCGCCGCCGCAGGACAUCGACUCCUUCAUCCACCGCGCCGGUCGUACCGGCCGUGCGGGUCGCAAGGGCGUCUGCGUGCUGCUGUACCAGCCGCGCGAGGAGUACGUCGUGGAGCGCAUUGAGCGUCACGCGAAGAUGAAGUUUGAGGUGCUGCCGGCCCCGACACGAGAGGAGAUUCUCAAGGCCGUGGCGCGCGAUGCAGCGGAGGACCUGGCGCGUGUGGAGCGCCGUGCGACGGACCUCUUCAUGGACCAGGCCGCCGAGUUGCUGAAGGACGCCGACCCGGUCGAAAUCCUCGCGUCUGCGCUGGCCGUGAUGAGCGGGUACACCGAGAACAUCACCUCGCGUGGACUCAUCACCGGUACACAGGGCUACGUGACGCUGCAGAUGAACUCGGACCGUCCGCUGCCCAUCCCGGUGUUCUGCAGCAUCCUUCGCAACAACCUCGGCGACGACACCUUCAUGCGGUGCCGUGACAUUACACUGCUGCAGGAUGAUCCAGGCUGUGUCUUUGACGUGCUAGAACAGUUUGCCGAUCGCGUCAUGAGCACCCCGAUGCGCGGCAUCACCUUCCAGCGCAUCGAAACGCUGCCACCGAUCAUCGCACGUGAGCUGAACAGCGGCCGUGGUGGUCGUGGCGGUUCCUUCGGAGGUGGCGGUCGUGGCGGCUCCUUCGGCCGUGGCGGAGGUGGCGGCGGUUACGGCGGUGGCCGUGGCGGCUCCUUCAGUCGUGGUGGAGGCGGCGGCGGUUACGGCGGUGGUCGUGGUGGCGGUCGCGGUGGCUUCCAACGUCGCUACUAG